AAAAAUAUUUCUUUUUUAAUGGAAUCCUGUAAGGAAUCCUUUACCAAAUAUUUCAAAUAUUUUAUAACUGGUGUUGUUUUUGUUGGUUCAUUUCAAUGUAAUUUAUUAUAUCUUGCAAAUUAUCCAGAAGGUUCAAGACAAUAUGUUCCAAAACCAUCGGAACAUUGUCUACCAUUCAAAGAGGAAAUACUGACUACAUCCGAUAGUGUUAAAAUUCGAUUAUAUGUCAUACAGCAAGAAAACAACGCAAGUAAAAGACCAACGAUAUUAUAUUGUCACGGAAAUGCAGGGAAUAUGGGGCAUUGUUUGCCAGUUGCGGAGCGAUUGUAUAAUCAACUCAGAUGUAAUAUAGUUAUGCUUUCAUAUAGAGGAUAUGGCUUUAGUGAAGGUUCUCCCUCAGAGAAAGGACUUAAAAUAGACGCUCAAACUGCGUUAGACUAUAUUAAAGGACAUGAAGUAUUUCAACACACAAAAGUAAUAGUGUAUGGUCAGUCUCUCGGAGGCGCGGUAUCGAUUGAUUUAGUAUCGAAAAAUGAAGAUAAAGUUUCAGGUCUUAUAGUUGAAAAUACUUUUCUUAGCAUUCCAAAAUUAGUACCUCAUGUCAUUCCACCACUUCGUUAUUUUACAUUUUUUUGUACACAAAAAUGGGAAUCAGAAAAAGCCAUUCAGAAUUUAAAACAUAUUCCAAUAUUGUUUCUUUUUGGUGAAUGUGAUGAACUUAUUCCAAAAGAACAUUGUAAUCGAUUAUAUGAAUUAGCUAAUACUGAAGGUGGGAAAGAUAUACAAUCAUUUGAAUUUGGAACACAUGCGGACACUGUUGCACAGCCGGAUUAUUUCGAUUCAAUCGGUAGAUUUUUAUCAAAAAAAAUAAUUUCGUAGGAUCAUGUUAAUGUGUUAAAGAUACCAUUAAGUUAUUAUUAUCAUUUUUAUUUUAUUUAGUUUAUUUUAUUUUUUUGUAUAUAAUUAAUUAUAUACAUUCCGUUAAUAACUUGAUAAUGCUAUUAUAGAUAAUUUU
Messenger RNA from Rhizophagus irregularis DAOM 181602=DAOM 197198, 1015 nucleotides. RefSeq lists its product as uncharacterized. Lineage: Eukaryota; Fungi; Glomeromycota; Glomeromycetes; Glomerales; Glomeraceae. The record is from RefSeq and is a predicted model, not a curated record. Gene Ontology annotation, cellular component: membrane. Gene Ontology annotation, molecular function: palmitoyl-(protein) hydrolase activity.